UAGAAAUAUGGCGGACGACUCGGCAUUAGAAGUCUUAACCCUUUCUGAUGGAGAGAAUAACAUUUUAAAUGAUUUAAUUACUCAACUGAAACGGCCUGCUUCAAGUUCAGUGCAUGCGUUCCACACAAUUUCAAAGGAAAAACUUCAUGACGUUUUAAGACCUGAGAAACCAUCAUUUUCAAAAAUCAAGCAAGAUUUUUACAAUGAAGAAAAAAGUGAACAACAGUUCUUGAAAUCAAAGCCAACAUGUUUUGUAAUCUUUGGAAAACCUGGUUCUGGAAAGACUCAGUUAGCGAAACAAAUUGCUCAACAGUGGAAUUGCGAACUUAUCAAUCCUCAUGAACUAAUUAACCAAGAACUGGAACAACUGACUCCUCUGGGACAAACGUGUUCUGAAAUAAUUAAUAGAGGAGAAUUAAUCCUUGAUGAGAUCACCUUUGAAAUAUUGGAGAAAAAAAUGAAGUCACCUGAGGUUGCUCAUCAUGGUUAUAUUCUUGAUGGUCUUCCAACAAUUAGUCAAGAAUUUAUGACUACCACUGAGCAGAUAGACUGGAUAAAGAAAAGAGAUCUCUCUCCUGAUGUCAUUCUUAAUUUGAAAAUUCCAGAUGAAGAUUUAUUAACCAGGAGGAUAAACCAGAAGUACGACUCACUGACAGGAGUUAUGUACCCUAAAGAAAUUUAUGAUCCUGAUAAAGUAGUCACCAUGGAUGAAGAAGAUGAAGAACAAGGGAAUGAGGAGGAAGUUGGUGAAGAUGCAGAAGAAUUAUCUGCUGAAGACUUAGAACGACUGGUCCAACAGCCGGUAGAUUUGGAAGCUCCUGUAAAAGCUAGUAUAGAAAAAUAUAAGUUAAAUACAUUGCGGAUAAUUGAGGAUUAUAUUAUAAGUCAUGAUCAACAAUAUGUUUUGGAACUGGAUGCUAACCAACCAGCACAGACUUUAAUUCAGCAAUGUUUAGUGAAGUUUGAAUGUUGUGGUUUGAGCUCUGCUGCAGUUGUACAGGCACUAAACAAGGAGGAAGAAGUAGAUGAUAUAGACUCAGAAGCUAUUUUCAAGACAUAUGGAGGAAAAGAAAUUGUGGCUGGACAGUACACUUGGAAAAGAACUCGAUGGUCAAGAUUUUGUCCUGUAUCACUUUAUGAGGGCAACAUUACUAAAGGAAAAACUGAAUAUGCUGUUGGAUGUUAUGAUGAAGAAGCCAAUGAAAAAAUAGAGGAUACAUUGGACGAAAACCCAGAGAUAUUCAUUAGUGAAAUUAUUGACCAACUACUUGAAAGAGUGGAACUGGACAUUACAGAGAAAGCUAUGGGCUUGUUCCCUUCUGAUGAAGAUGAUAAUACUGAAGAGCUUCUUGAACCUGAUAUAGAAAAUAUUACAGAAGCUGAAAUUGAAUUAGAAGAAGAAAUUGAUCACGACGAGUUGACAAAACUACAGCUAGAGCAAGAGUUAGAAGCAGUUGAUGAGAACAAUGAAGAAGUUAAGAGUAUUGUGGAAAAAUUAAUGCUUGAAUAUGCUGAACUUAAUAUUUCAUUCACACCUCGAGAUCAAUACCAGUUAAUGGAAAGAGUUAUUCAAUCUAUAGAGAGUGACAAUAGCAAAGAAUCAAUCACCAAUACUAGAAAUGGUGGAUGGAUUUUGGAUAAUUUCCCAUUAAAUCCUGAACAGUGGCAAUUGUGUUCAGAUUUUAAUUUAGCCCCAGACACUGUCAUUUGUUUGAUUGACACAUCAGAUCAAUGGAGUUGGUUAAUGCAGCAAUGGGCAGAAAAUUUCUCUGCUACUAUCAAACUCAGGGAAGCAGACAAAGAUAACGUAAUCGAAGAAGCUGAAGCUGAAGAAGAAGAAGAAGAGGAAGAAGAAGAGGAGGAAGAAGAAGAGGAGGAAGAAGACCUUAAUGAAGACACUGGACUGGGAAAACCUGAGGGAAAACAACUUGGGGAGGAAAUUGUUGAAGAAGAACAAGAAGUAGAGCAAGUAGAAGAACAACAGGGGCAAGAAGAGGAAGAGAAAGAGGAAAAACUGGAAAAAGACAGUGAGCAAGAAAAAGAAGAGAAAGAAGUGAAAGAAGAAGCAACAGAAGAAGAAGCAGAAAAAGAGGAAGAGGAGGAGAAAAAAGAGGAAGAAAAAGAACAAGAAAUGGUAAAUAAAGAGGAAGAAGAAUUGGAAGUGGAAGAGGGAGAGGUAGAAGAAGAAGUAGUAAAACAUGAAAAAUUGAAAUUGGAAACUCAAUCUGAGUCAGACUUAGUUCAAAAGGGAGCAGAAGAAAUGGAAUUUAUGGAAGAAACAAUACAUACUGAGGGUGAAACACCUACAACUUCAAGUGAUAAUGUGAUGCAUAAAGAGGCAGCUGAAGAAUAUAGAAAAGUACUGCACAACGCAAACGUUAUUCUUUGCGGUUCAGUUGACGGCGUCAAAACUUUCAUUGGUAUAGACCCGACUAUAAUUCCUAUUGAGAAUCAAACUAUUGACGAUAUUUUCAAGAAAGUUGUAGAAGAAGUUGAAAAACCUUUCAAACAUGAAGCCGCUGAGUAUUCUGUUACUGAGAUGGAAGAAGAUGAUGCAAAUUAUGAAGCUGAGGUGGAGGAAGAUGAGAAAGAAGAAGAAGAUGACAAUUAUGAUGAAGAGGAAGAAGAUCCCAGAAUAAGUAAGAAGAGAUUACUAGGUGAUGUAAGUCAUUAUUGUCCAGUGAUGUUGAAAGAAAAAGGAGUUUUAAUCUCAGCGAGACAAGAAGUAGCAGUCAAAUAUGCAAAUAAACUGUAUUACUUGACAUCCAUUGAAAUAUCAGACCAGUUUGUAGUGCAGCCAGAGGAAUUUGUCCCCAGAGACAAACCAUUCCAGCCUCCACCACUUAGGAUAUGCAUACUCGGUGUACAUGGCUCAGGAAAAACUGUUUAUGGCCGUUACAUAGCAAAUAAAUUUGGUAUCUUCCACAUUUCAUUCAAAGAAAAAUUACAAGAAUUGAUUAUUAAAAAGACUGGCAGGAAAAUUGGUCCGUUGUAUGAAGAGGAUACUACUACAGACUACGGGGAGCUGUCAGAUGAAGAAUCAGAUAAUAAAAAUAAAGAUAUUGAAGAGCAACAAGCAGAAACCCUCACAGAACCUGAAGAGUUGACUGAAGAUGAAGAAUGUAUUAGACACUUUCUCGAGGCUAACAACCCUUUACCUAGUGAGUUACAGUUGUCGAUUAUAUCACCUUGGUGGUUUGAAGAACCAUACAGAUCAGUUGGAUUUAUAUUAGAAGGUUAUCCGAGCAUGACAGAUGAUAUCAAUUCAACAGCAAAUAGCGGAUGUUUCCCUGAAGUUGCCAUCAUCUUAAGCAUUGAAAUGGACGAUGUCGUUAACAGAUUGUUGCCAGCCAAAAUAAAUGCUUGGAAAGCUAAAAGGGAUGUGAGAUUUGAAAAAAUAGAGAAGAAAAGGGAACAAUUAAUGCAGGAAAGAAGCGAAAACAUUGAAAAAAGACGUUUGGAAAUAUUAAAUGAAAUGAGUGAAAAACAAAGAGCAACAGAAGAGGAAGGAAAAGAUGAGGAUGCUGAAGAAGAAAUAGACAUUGAAUCAACACUGUUGGAAGAAUUUCCGCUGCCUGAAGAUGACAAAAGGAACGAAUAUGAAACUGAAGAAGAAGCCAAAGCUAGAUUUUCUAAAGAUAUUUCAUUGCUUUAUGAUAUAGAGAUUACAGAAAUAGAAAAAGUUCGGGUCGCUUUGGAUGAUCAUCUAAUUCCUUGCAUUAAUAUCGAAGCCAAUCAGAGACAGCAUAUUGUUAAUUAUAUUUUGAUGAAAUCCUUGAAACGCUAUGUUACAUAUCGACAAAGUCUGUUUGAAAGAGUGUAUCCCGUGAAUGAACAAAUGGCAAAGACACUUCUAAACGCUGGAUAUAAGCUACUAAGUCAUUUGGGAUAUUGGUGUCCUGUUAUGCUCAAAGAAGGUAAUUGCAUACUGCCUUACCAAAGACCGAACCAAAAAAGAGUGGCCUGUAUAUAUCGUCAGUAUAUCUACUUCUUCAGCUCAGUCCAAGCACGGGAGGAAUUUAGUAAGAACCCAUUGUAUUACUUAGAAGGUAUAUCGCCUAAACUUGUAGUUCCAGUCAAACUCAGCAUCAUCGGACCACCAAAGUCUGGGAAAACUUAUUUUUGUAACAAACUUGCUGACCAAUUUGGACUAAUGAAAUUAUCAAUGGGAGACGCUGUAAGGAAUGUGUUGGAUAACCAACCCAAGACAUUUCUUGCUCAACAAAUAUUAAGCUACCUUAUUAAAGGGUCCAUUGUUCCAGAUGAAUUAGCAGUGAAAGCUAUUGAAGUGGCUCUAUUGGAUGUCACUGCUCAAACACGAGGUUAUGUUUUUGACGGCAUACCUGCGACUGACCAUCAAGCCAAAUUACUGGAUGCCAGGAAGAUUAUUCCAGUAAAGGUCAUAGUGUUGAAUACUGCCAUGGAAGAAACUGCGUUCAGAGGAUCUAUUGAACGAGUCGAGAAGGAAACGUCUUAUUCUGAACAUAACAGUGCCCAGAUCCUUGCAGCAAAACAUCAAGUAUACAAGAAUGAAAGCCAAAUCAUACAGGAGUGGUAUCAGAAUAGCUUUGACAACCUUUGUAUAGUCGUUGGGCGACAGUCCAAGUGGGCUCUUUGGAAUGAAAUGAAAGAAAUCAUAUCGGAUUCUGUUGGAAAAGUUCAAUCGUAUUUAGAAAAUAUCAAGGAAGGUAAAGAAAGGUUUUUAUGGCUUGGCUGCCAAUUAAAAUUCCUGUGGAAACAACAUUUGAUGGUUUAUUUUUACUUUUAUCCAGGAAAAUAUUACAAAAUGGAAAAUGAGUCACAACUGGAGAAAUUUUUAAAUGAACCACAAAAAUUCGUUCCCCCUUACGCUCCAAAGGCUUUACCACCUCAAGAACUGAUCCCAAAGAAAUGUUUAAACAAAGAAGAAAUCCCUCAAUUUGAACACCUUGGUUACUGUCCCGUGACAUACUAUGAAGGAAAAUGUCGAUAUGAUGCAAUUACUCCUGGUCAACCAGAUUUAACUGUUGAAUAUCAGAAAAAAUAUUAUUGUUUUGCCUCAGAAAAGAAACUGGAAAAAUUCAUGAGAUUACCACAGGUCUACAGUAAAAUUGAAUUGAGUUAUAAACUUCCCCCAAAACUUGAUCCAUUAAUGGUAAAUCUUCUGCCUAAUCUUGGCUUCAUGGAACAGUCAUUAUCAACACCAAUUCUGAGAGCACUUGUUGCUGUUGGAAACUUCAAACCAAAGUUUCCUUUCCUCAGUCCCACACAGUCUGCUCUUCUCUAUGUAGCUUUUCAUCUUAAAGCUUUUAACAAACAGAAAUCAGGUUAUAUCAGGAAAAAAUAUAAACAAAAAUUGAAGAAUUUUGAAGAAAAUUGUAAUCUGAUUGUGUAUCUCAGUAACAACAUGAGUACGUCUUACCAAAAGACUGACCAAAGAGAAUUUGGCUUCACUGAAAAACUAGAGACUUUUUUUGCUCUAAAAGAUUUUAAACAAAAUUCAAUUUGGAUUGCAUAAAUAAAUUAAGAUUGUUAGAAAAAAUUUUAUAUUUUGAACAAAAGGCGGUUUUGACCACAAAAUAACAAAUAUGUUAUAAUUGACAAAUAAUUAAAUAUUUAUUAGGGAAAAAUACAUAAUAUUAAUAACAUUUACAUCUGUUAAAUUAUUAUAUUUCCAAACAUGGAUAU
This is a messenger RNA of Octopus bimaculoides (California two-spot octopus), 5667 nucleotides long. Its product is annotated as adenylate kinase 9. NCBI's taxonomy places the organism in Eukaryota, Metazoa, Mollusca, Cephalopoda, Octopoda, Octopodidae. The record is from RefSeq and is a predicted model, not a curated record. Gene Ontology annotation, biological process: nucleobase-containing compound metabolic process. Gene Ontology annotation, molecular function: ATP binding; nucleobase-containing compound kinase activity; ATP hydrolysis activity.